Salarias fasciatus (jewelled blenny) is the source of this 1065-nucleotide messenger RNA. Its product is annotated as myosin-2-like. The transcript is spliced from 3 exons. NCBI's taxonomy places the organism in Eukaryota, Metazoa, Chordata, Actinopteri, Blenniiformes, Blenniidae. The record is from RefSeq and is a predicted model, not a curated record. Bases 1 to 1065 code for a protein of 354 amino acids.
AUGCCGACGAAUCUCAAGGUGACGGAUAACGACACCAACUCAUCUCCGGAGCACACUCUGACUUUCCAGCAUCUGCAGAAGAUAAACCACGACCUCCGCUCUGAGCUGGAAGCACAAAGGAGGAGUCAGGAGGAAGCCAAAGAAGCUGAGCUCCGGCGAAGGGUCGACCUCUUGGCUCAACAAGCGCAGCUGCUGGUCACCGGUGACGCCACUGCGCUCGCACAGGCCCACCUGGAGAAGGACCGCCGGCGCUUCCAGGAGCAGCAGGUGGAGUGGGAGCGCUGUCUGGCCUCCCUGAAGUCCCAGCUGAACACCAGCGAGGAGAAGAGGAGGGAGGCCGAGUCUGGCUUGACGCAGCUGCGGCAGGAGCUGCAGAGUCACCACGGUCUCCAGCAGGAGGCCGAGCAGCUGCGCAAACAUCUGCAAGACGUGUCCGCUGAGUUUCACGCCUACGAGGAGGCGCAGGUUGAAAAAGAGGGUCGGCUGCAGAAGCACCUCGCUCUCCUGCAAGCGAGUCAGGAGAGAGAGCGGAGGAGCUUCGCCGCCAGCCUCAUGCAGGCUGAGCAGCAUUCGCAGGAGCUUCAGGAGAGACUCCAGACGGCCGAGGAGCAGGUGGAGAGCUUCCACAAGUCUCAGGCACUGACCAAAGAAAUCGAGGAAGCGCAGCGGCAGCUUCAAGAGGAGUUAACGUGCACGGUGUCCACAGUGCAGAGGCUCCAGGAGGAGAGGGACCAGCUCAGCCUUCACUGUCAGGAGCUGCAGAAUCAGCUGUCGGAUGCAGAAAGGGAGCUGAACAGGGUGCAGGGCCGCCUGCAGACCGACGAGACGCACUACUACAACCUGGAGCACUCGUACGAGAGCGUCUGCGAGCAGCUGCAGGUGGCGUUGGGGAGGGUGGAGCAAAGGGAGUCCGACACGCAGGAAAUGCGAGAAGGCUACGAGCGACUCCUGGACAGGAAGGAGCAGGAGCUGAGUGAAGUGCUGCUGAAGAUGGAGGUCCUGGGUGUACCUCUUCUAACCAGACAGACGAGUCUUCAGAACCUCAACGUGCCGCUGGAGCGCUAA